UUUUCCUGUUCUCAGACCUCAAAAAGAAUGCUCGCUGGAAAGAAAUUUAGCGCCAAUGAAGAAGUAAUCGCCGAAACUGAGGCCUAUUUUGAAGCGAAAGACAAAUCCUACUACAAAAAUGCGGUAACGAAAAGUUGGAAGAUCGCUGUAUCGCCUUCCAAGACAACUAUGUUGAAUAAUAAAAUUGAAUUUUGCCAAAAAAAAUUUGUUUUACUUUGGUAGACCGGGGACUUUUCAAUUGGCCUGUUAAUAGGUAUAUUUAAUUAAUUCACUGCUACCCGACUUCGGAAAGGUUAUAUUUAAUUUUGGUUUUGUCCAUCCAUGCAUGCUGCAGUUUUUCAGAGCGCGGGCGAAACUGCGGGCUUCAGCUAGUUUUAACUUCGUUCUCAACCCCCAUUAAUUUGUGUUCACAACCCUUACCACAAAAAAUUAGAAAAACACUGACGCGAAUUUGAGUCCGAAGCUUUUGAACACUCGUCCAUUCAUGCGUAAAUUGAACUCUUGGAAAACACAGGAACUCUAUAUGAGAUGUGAUUCUAAUCAAUUUACGGUAUAAGAUAUCGAAUGUAAAAUUCACCUUUUUUCUAAAUGCAACAUUUCUCAAUUCUUCAUUCAAAAACAAAGUUGUCAACCUUUAUAAUAUCUAAUUAUUUGCUUCAACUCCAGAACAAACAAAGAGCAAACAUCGCCUCUCGCUUCAGAGAUUAGGAUUAGUUGAAACAAAUCAUCUGAAAUUAAUCUUGGGACGGUAUUUCGGAGACGUAUCAUUUUUCCUAAUAACGUCUUACGAGUUUUCCAAUAAAGGAUUAUAUACGCCCAUGUUCUCCCCUCUCAGAAUUCCACCAAGAAUUUGCGGAAACAUGUUUCAGGUAUUUCUUUCAUUUGUAACUGUAUCGAAUGAAAAUGCAUAUUUAUCCGGUGUUUAUUUUAAUUUUGAUGUGCAGUAAUAUACAAAAAAGUGAUGCGAUACAUAUAGCCGUUGAUAAAAUAUUGAAUUUACUCAAUAAAGUUCUUGAUUAUUCUCUGAAAAAUCCAAAUUCAAUUGGUUUAUCUAGUAUUUUUGGUAUAGUUCGAACAAAAGCGUUGUUAACAGAUGUUGUCUUUUCGAAUAAAGAAGAAAGUUCUCUUUUACAUCUUAUCAAGAAUAAAUGCGGAGAUAUUCUGAAAUUGAAAAUAAACAUUUUGAAACAAUAUGAUGAUUGGGUUAUGAAUAUAUCCGAUCCUUUUCUUUGGGACACCAAAAUAUCAUAUAAAUAUCUAGAGGAUAAAUGUUACUAUAUGGGCAAAAACCAAACCAAAAAAUUCCUCGGUGAAUUGAGAAAUGAAGCUGAAACAGCAUGUAUAACGCCAGAAGUUUUUGAAUUCUGCCUCAAUAAUUCAUAUCAGAUGAAAAAGUUCAAAACAAAUUCAGCUUGCAGUUAUUUGUUUUUAACCAAUUAUGAGGGAAUAGGAUAUGAAACAACGCACAGAUUACUAUUUUUACAAAUAAUGAGAAUGUGGCAACUUUAUCCAAAAUCCCAAAAAAUACAUAUUGAAUCUUUGUGUAGACAUAUUUAUCUGCAAGCUAAAGCAACUCGAGGAAGAACAUUUUUCUUUGAUCUUUUUCUGGAACAGAUAUUUUUAUGUGGCGUGGAAGGUUACAAGGAAUUUUUGAAUGUAAAAUGGCUUGAUAUGAUUCUGGAUAAUCAGUUGGAACAAGGUUGUUUUCCGGUUUUUACUAGAGGAACUAACUUGAAUUCUUCAGUUCACGAUGAGGAAUGUUCAGAUCAUGCAACAGGUUUAGCAUCAGCAGUAUUAGCAUUACACAUUCAUUUCAAAUGGAAAAAUGAAUCAGUUAAGUGAUAAUCCAAAGGCAUUAUAAGGAAUAAUAAUAUAGUAAUUCAAAUACAAUAUUUAUAAUUCCUGUUUAAAAAGGCAGAUGUACUCAGUUUCAAUUUAAUGAAUUGUAAUAUAAUUGAUUUUGGUUUACAAGACCUAAUUACAUUCACAUGUUAUUUUAUA
This is a messenger RNA of Harmonia axyridis, 2001 nucleotides long. RefSeq lists its product as uncharacterized. The coding region runs from base 898 to 1842 and encodes 314 amino acids. Gene Ontology annotation, cellular component: cytosol; membrane. The transcript has 5 exons. NCBI's taxonomy places the organism in Eukaryota, Metazoa, Arthropoda, Insecta, Coleoptera, Coccinellidae. The record is from RefSeq and is a predicted model, not a curated record.